CGCAGGCGGGCGCGGGCGCGCAUGCCACUCGGAACCGGGAUCGCCAGCGCUUGGACGGCGGGUGCCGAGGAGGACCUGGCUCAACUCCUUGUCCUGCCCAGCGGCGGCGGCCCCCAUGGCGACAAGAGGACUUUAAAGGAGUUCGGGGGCUUUGUCAGGAUCUGGGCGAUUCCGGAUCCGGCGAUUCUUGCUCUCGCCUCGCCCUGUCAUUGAUGGGAAAUCAACUGGAUCGCAUCACUCACCUGAAUUACAGCGAGCUGCCGACCGGGGACCCCUCGGGGAUCGAGAAGGACGAGCUGCGCGUCGGGGUGGCAUACUUUUUCUCGGAUGAGGAGGAGGACCUGGACGAGCGCGGAGGGCAGCCGGACAAGUACAGCGUGAAGGGCUCCAGCAGCCCUGGCCAAGAGACCCCCACUCACCACCACCACACGCCGCAGCUGGUGCUGAGCGAGACCCAGUUCUCCGCCUUCUGCGGCCAGGAAUGCAUCUUCUCCAAAGUGAACGGAGACCCCCACGCUGGGGAUCUGAGCGUCUACCCGGUGGCGGCCCUGCCGGCCUUGUGCAAGCCGGGAGACCUGCUGGAGCUGCUGUACCUGGGGCCGUCCGACCACCCUCCGCCGCCCCCUCACUGGGCGGUUUAUGUGGGCAGCGGCCAGAUCAUCCACUUGCACCAGGGCCAAAUUCGCCAGGACAACUUGUACGAGGCGGCCGCCGGCAACGUGGGCCGGGUGGUGAGUAGCUGGUACCGCUACCGCCCCCUGGUGGCUGAGCUGGUGGUGCAGAACGCCUGCGGCCACCUGGGCUUAAAAAGCCACGAGAUCUGCUGGACGAACUCGGAGAGCUUCGCCGCUUGGUGCCGCUUCGGCAAACGGGAGUUCAAAGCCGGCGGCGAGCUCCAGCCGGCCUCGGGCUCUCAGCCCCAGCAGCAAUACUAUCUCAAGAUCCACCUGGCAGACAGCAAGGUGCACACGGUGCGGUUUCAAAGCCUGGAGGACCUAAUCAGGGAGAAGCGCAGGAUCGACGCCAGCGGCAAACUGAGGGUGAUCAAAGAGCUGGCGAUCGUCGAUGGCAAAGAAUAAAAAGAGGAGCCCGCCGCCCUGAGGGGGAGGAAGGAGAGCGAGAGCAGCCCUGGUCCGGCCGGCGUGCACAAUCCGCCCUCCGGCCUGGCUCGCUCCCCCGCCACGUGGCUGGCCGCCCUCUUCGGUUCCUUGCCUCCCCCCCCCCCUUUUCCUUUUUCGUUCUUUUCCUUCGAGGAAAAACCAUGGCAACAUCCCAAACGAAGCCAGCACCGCUCCUCUUCCUCUCAUUGGCCAGUGUUUGGUUCACCUUCGACUAACAAUAAUACUAGUAAUAAUGGUGGUGAUGAUCUCGACGACCGGAAGGGGGCGGGGUGAAGGGGGAAGGAGCGAUGCAGUUAGCAAAGUAUGUGGACAAACUCACCUCUGGCUAUCGAUGUUGACCAAACCUCCCAGCCUGCUUAAUAAAAUUUCAAAUUGAUUUUUUCCUC
This is a messenger RNA of Rhineura floridana, 1507 nucleotides long. RefSeq names its product LRAT domain containing 1 (gene LRATD1). The transcript is spliced from 2 exons. The coding region runs from base 213 to 1079 and encodes 288 amino acids. The record is from RefSeq and is a predicted model, not a curated record. NCBI's taxonomy places the organism in Eukaryota, Metazoa, Chordata, Lepidosauria, Squamata, Rhineuridae.